CAAUAUGGCUGGCUUUAAGAUCCUAAUUUUAUUCGUCGUUUUUCAAAUUGUUAAUUCAAAACCAUUUAAAGAAAUUCAUUUUAAAAAGAAUCUUGAGUUCUCCAUAAAACAUCCAGUGCUGCCGAUCAAGCCUUUCAAAUUUAUUAAACAUAAGUGGUUGCAUAUAGGACACGGUAUAGAAAAAAGGAGUCCUUUGGAGGUGAUACCAAAACCAGAAGAAAAUAUCGUCAAUCCAGACUCACUAAUAAAGGUAUCGUUAGAAAAGGAAUUUGGGAUUGGGACUCCUUUGCCGCCGCCUCCGCCGCCUCCAGCACCAAUGUUUAUACCAGAAGCACCGGGAAUUUCAAGUCCUCCUCCGCCAAGCGUACCACCUCCAGUCACAGGGUCAACCAUACUUGUAAGUGAGGAUUAUCUUUCAAGAUUGCCGGAACAGGGAGCGGAAAUAAUAGUAAUAACACCUGUUCCUCCUCCUCCACCACCGCCUGUGGUGAGCAUACCUCCGCCGUCUCCGAUCCCUGAGCCAAUACCUGGACCUCCCCCGCCAGUGCCACCAGAAGUCCCCAAAGGCCUAGUUCAAGGCAAUUUACUUACGGACAUAGGCAGAGUAGAAGAAAUAAAUGCAUACCUUAAAGCGGUAGAAGGUCUUGGUAUAUCUCCACCACCUGGUCUCAUAAUGCCUCCUCCUGCAGGGCCUCCACCACCACCUCCUUUAGAGGCCGUAUUGCCUGUGCUUAAUAGCAAUAGUAUAGAGGUUGAGGCCCCAAAGCCUCCACCUCCUCCGCCCGUUGAAAAAACGAGCCCUCUGGUAAAAGGAUCUCGACUUGCGCUCUAUUUCGGAAAUAUUUUCUUACAAGUGAUGUCGGAAGUCUUAUCAAGCGCUAGAUCAGCUCUUAGCCAAUAUUCUCCGCCGGCACCCAUUUAA
Molecule: messenger RNA, 922 nt
Organism: Cydia strobilella
Lineage: Eukaryota; Metazoa; Arthropoda; Insecta; Lepidoptera; Tortricidae
Exons: 2
Coding region: 5-922 (305 amino acids)
Source: RefSeq, a predicted model, not a curated record